Amoebophrya sp. A120 is the source of this 2316-nucleotide messenger RNA. NCBI's taxonomy places the organism in Eukaryota, Dinophyceae, Syndiniales, Amoebophryaceae. The record is from the annotation of a GenBank genome assembly.
GUCAGAUAUUAGAGUAAGUGAUCGUCUUGGUCUCUUUUGAACAUGGCGGGUGGUCCACCUCCGCAAACUCCCCCCCGGCCGUCCAGCGCCGAGGCGAUGGGACCCACGACCCCCGGCGUGGGGGCGGGCGAGCCCGCCUUUCGGCACACCAUGGACCGCGAACAGCUGGAGGCUGUGGUUGGCACCAUCAACGAGGCAUCGGAGGCCAUCCGGAAUAUUCACAUCCACGCCACCUAUAUCCAGAGCUAUGCGCGGAGCGCCACGGCUACUGCCAGCGGUUUAGAGGACAAGACCAGUUUCUUCCUGGCCGGGUUGCUGAAGUUGAACGCCAUCGUGGAUGCGCAGUCCGCCCAAGUGAUCGGACAGCUGUCCGUAUGAGAGAGCACAACUCCCCCUCCCCUCCAUUUGAAUGGCAUAAACAGCAACACAAGUGCUGGCAUAAGUGCAGCUUUUGCAUGACAGACUCGCGACCGAAUCUAGUGCUGUUUCGGCUUCCGAAAUCUGUCAUGCAAGAUGUGCCAAAGAGAGAAGGGUGGACUUGGUAUUUUGCAUGACAAAUGUAUGAGGGGAAGGGGGAGUUGUGCAUUGUCAUAGUCCGAGUUCGUCCGGGAGGCCGCGCGGCGCUUGGAGCGGGCAACGCAGCGGCUGGAAACGUUGGAGAUUCAACCGUUCCUCGACGAGGUGAAGGGAAACAUCAUUUUGGUCACCGUCCCGCUCAUCGUUUUGAUCCUGGAAGUCUUCGUGUUCGCCGGCUAUCUAGGGAUGAUCCUCGCGUCGCAGGAGACCGUGCCGAUCCGAAUCCGGGGGCAUCUGGUGGUCGGAAGCGGGCUCGCGGCCGCGUGCUUUUUGUUAGCAAUCAUAUGGUAAGUAAGUCUAAGGUAAGUAAGUCCGAUAGUUACCUUAAAUCGUAGUUGUCGUGUAUAGGUUCUUUUUGGUAAUUUGUUGCUGCUGGCAGACACUCGACAACGUGCGGUGGAAAAAUCAUAGCGAGCAUGACUCCUGCUGCGUCGUACUAUGGUUGUAGGCCUUGAAAUGAUUUUGAUUAUAAAAAAAUGUAUGUUAAAGGUUUAUGGGCGAUCGACUGAUCAACGUUCUCCGCGAAUACCGUAAGCGGAAGCUUCGGCGUAAAGCCCGUCUAGAGCGACUCGUGCGCCGCAUGAAGGCGCAACAGGUCGUGGGCACCCCGCUCGAACUUCAGGUGCUACUCCAGGACCCCGCGAGCCGCAAAGCGCUGGAGCAGAUGGGUUCGCUGCAGCACGGCGUGGCGUCGGUGACCGAACGGCCGCAGUUCCCCGCUCCUGUGCAGCCACAGGACCGGUCGCCGUCGGUCCGGUUUGCGCAGUCGCUCUGGAGCAAGAUGCCGAUUUCUCCCCGCGCCCUGGCGAAUAAGUUGAGCAGCCUGCCGUCCCCGAAGACCAGCGGGGGCAAUAUUUUCGCCCGGAUAAAGCAGCGGCGGAAGGAAAAGCUCGCGCAAGAACUUGUAGAACUCGAGCAGCAGCUGGAGAAGCAAACAGAAGCUUUGAAACAACAGAUCGCCCUGGGAACGCCGACUUCGGAAGUGGUAAGUCGCUCGCCCCUGGUCUCGCCUGGGGUUUGAAGAUGAAACAAAUGGUAGGCUUUAUUUGCAGUAUAGAUGUUGCAUACUAACCGCAGUUGGAGCUGAAGAUAAAAAUUCUUUAUACGGUUUUGAUUCGAAUAAUUUUGUUUCGCAUCGUGCCUCCGGUUUCGUUCUUUCAGGAAUACAGUACGGUCGCGAAGAAGAUGGUUAAGUACUUAUAUACUUACUACAUUUUGGAGACUUGUCGUCACCUGAGAAAGUAGACAGCCAAGAUGAAGGAAAGAAGGUCCUUCAGGUGCCCUGCAGUAUGAGGAUCACUUUCGGAGAUGGAGUAGGUACCAGAAGUACCACCUCUACCUUUGAGCAGCCAGCGAAGAUUUCGAUGUCCGUAGACGUGCAUAAUUUCUGGCCCUGAAUCAGGACGAGGAUGAUCACGUAAAAAUAACAGAUAGGAGCUGCGUACUAUCAGACCCAGUGUAUUUUGAGAAAGAUCUCACAACGUUGGCAGUGCGAGUACCUGGGACGGACGAUGACUUUGUUUCUGUUUCGCAAAGCAAGAACCACGCAACAUCACGAUAAGUAUUCCUACCGUAAGACUUGGCAAAGGAUCUAUUUCAGAAGUACAACUGCCGCGACGACGUGUGAGUAGUAGUGUUUACAUCACGAGCAAGACCGACGAUGUUCGAGAUUUUUAUUCCGACGCCCGUAGUCCUCCUAACCAACGCCCAAGCGCGGACAAAGAUCUAAGUACAUCUAGU